AUGGAAAUCCGCAUCGAAAGAUUUUUCCAACAAGAGCUCGGAAAAAUUUCCAUUUUGAGAGCCGCAAAUCGUCGCGCCGUUGCCAUGCCGCUUCUCGAGACCGACGACGGGUUUGACUACUGUAGCAAUGCAAUUCACCUAUUCUUCCCUUAUCUCUAG
Messenger RNA from Caenorhabditis briggsae, 159 nucleotides. NCBI's taxonomy places the organism in Eukaryota, Metazoa, Nematoda, Chromadorea, Rhabditida, Rhabditidae. The transcript has 2 exons. The coding region runs from base 1 to 159 and encodes 52 amino acids. The record is from RefSeq and is a predicted model, not a curated record.